Messenger RNA from Polyodon spathula (Mississippi paddlefish), 5353 nucleotides. RefSeq names its product protein FAM13C-like. NCBI's taxonomy places the organism in Eukaryota, Metazoa, Chordata, Actinopteri, Acipenseriformes, Polyodontidae. The record is from RefSeq and is a predicted model, not a curated record. Bases 225 to 3293 code for a protein of 1022 amino acids. Gene Ontology annotation, biological process: signal transduction. The transcript is spliced from 24 exons.
UCUUGUUCUGCUGGUCUGCUUUCUUAUUUCUACAACAAAAAGGAUUACCAAAACAAAAGUAGAAAAGGAGAAUAAAAAACUGGUGAAGCAAGAUGCAUUGCAUUACCACAGAAGUAUAUCAAUUAUUAGUAUUAUUAUGAAAUUCGUAAUAUUUUGCCAAAGUCUAAAGGGGAAGUCACAGUCAUCAUACUUGGAAAUGGAAUAUUGCUUUUCGCAGGCCUAACAUGGGAACAAGUGCUUCUUUUUCUCUAUGUCAGUCCGUAUCUUCUGUGAAAAUUAAAAAGUACAAUAAAAAAAUCAGUCCAGAGUCUUUACCUCAGAAAAAUACAAAGGUCUUCAAUGUUUCCCUGGAGACCCUUCGGGAGAAUGGACAGACUGUCUGUGGAGUUCCAGGGAUUGUACGCAGCAUAGUGGAGUACUUAGACGAGUAUGGUCUGGAGCAGAAAGGGCUUUUCCGGGUCAGCAGCUCAGUUAAUAAACUGAAGGACCUGAAAGCGAAAUAUGAUGGAGGUGAGAAAGUGGAUCUGAUUGAAGAUGGAGACAUCGAGUCUGCAUCCGGGUUGCUUAAACUCUUCCUCAGAGAACUGCCGAAACCUGUCAUCCCAGGUCCACUGCAUGUCUGCUUUGUGGAGGCCUUCAAAGGUAAUAAGGACAAGGCUGAAUUAAACCAGCACCUGAAGCAGCUGUUGGGUGAUCUACCUCAGGAACAUUACAGUGUGCUCCGAUACCUCUGUAACUUUCUGCAGAGGGUGGCGACCCACAGCCAGUCUAAUCAGAUGACCAUGGAGAAUUUGGCAGUAGUGUUUGGGCCUUGUUUCUUUCAUGUUCCCUUCAGCUCCAGUAUGCAGGAAGAGCAGUCCCUCUGUAAUGCUGUGCUGCUGCAUAUACUGCAUAACUUUACUGUCCUUGUGGAAGAUGCAGCUGGUGACAGAACUGAGGAGAGACCAGAACCCACUGACACAGAGGGUCGCUGCACUGUAAUGUCAAAUGUAAAUCAGGACAUGUCUGUCACAGAAGAGAGUACAGAGACCCCUAAUGCUCCUGCUUCAUAUCCUUGUGCUCAGUUGGUAAAGCGGAGGACGCCGGUCCCAACACCCCGUACCAGGGUUCCUGCCAGAAGUCUGGGAACAGCAGACCCAGGCUCCCCCACAUCUUGGGAAAUUCAUGUGGCUGAGGUGCCAGAAAACAGCAUGGCAGUGUUUCCUCCCACAAUGAGCACAACACGAUUUACAAGCAUCCAAGCCAAAGGCAGUGCAGCAAUAAUGGAAAGCUCUCCAGAAGAAGGUGAGUUAAUGCAGGAUGAGAGUCUAACCAUUUCCAAGCAGCAUUUCAUACGACACACUGUAGAAAAGCGUGACAUCCACCAGGGCCUCAGUUUGACCGCCUUACCUGCAAGGGAACGCAGACGUCUGAUAAGCCAGCAGGAGGAUGCUUUCCGACUUAAAGAAAUGGAUGGCAAGAAUAAGGAAAAUCUUCCUAGCAAUGCAGUGUUUGUAGAGGAGGGUCGGCUACAAUUGAAAGAAGCCAUGCCACGUGCAGAGAAGAAAGCUUUGGAGGACUUGGAGAAAAACAUUGAAGACAGUUUCAAGCCUAAAAGAUCCAAAUCAAUCUCUGAGAUAAGUACAGAGUAUGACCAGGACCAAGAUUACAGCAAGGACAUGGAAAAUAAAAUGCAAAGUUUGUCAGCAUGUCAAAUGAACACUAAGCUGUCAGAAUCCAGGCACAUUCAAAAUGCUUCAUUCCAGUUCAAAGAAAUAUUGGAUUUUCAGAACAGCAUGGUGCACUCACUGAAUGAAGACACGGUGGAACUUCAGGAUUACAAUGAGCUAGUGGAAGACGAUCCUACAAGGAGCACCCAGCUGCAACUGAUUGCAGACAACACCACCCCCACUGCUACUGAAGAAAGCAAUGCUUCAAGCAAGGGCAUCACCCAGGACGACGAAGCCAGUGCCCAGCUGCAGCACCCCAAGGAGCAGAGCUUGCAAGCAGGACACACUGCACAGGGAGAAGAUGCUAACACUAGAGAGCCCCAGCCAGCCUUCAGAAACUGUCAGAAUGAAGCUGACAUCCAAGCCGAAGUACAGCCGUACCCCAGGACCAGCCGACUCCUCCACCACAUCACUGAUGGAGACAACCCCCAGCCCUCGCCUCGCUGCCCCAGCUUCAGCCAGAGCCAACGAUUCAACACUGACCCGGAGUCUGCUCCCUCGCCACCCUAUUCUCAGCAAUUCAUAAUGUCACGGGGCAUUGUCAGUGGAGAUCCCCCAGAGACUGUGAAAAAGCCUGUAUCGGUGACACUGCUGACAAAGCACAUUCAGAACGUGAAGAAGAAAAUCAGGAAAUAUGAAGAGAUGUUUGAGCAAGAAAGGAAAUACAGGCCUUCACAUAAUGAUAAAACAGCAAACCCUGAAAUCUUCAAACUGAUGAACGACCUGGCCAAAUCUCGCAAACAACUCAAAGACCUCAAACUGAAAAUGUCUGUGAAAGAACUUUGUGAACAGAGAGAGCUGUGCAGUGUGAACUGUGGACAACAGGGGGCAGUAGAGCUACAGCAGAAACCUUGCCUGGAGGAAACUGUGGAGUCUUUGAUAGUGAGACUGAAGGAGAAACGCACAGCACUUGGCCUGCCAGAGAAUAUGAAGGAAAUGACCCAAAAGCAAAUGGCUUUGGAAAAGGUUACGCUGCAAAAAUGUCUGUUGUAUUUCGAGAGCCUUCACGGACGGCCGGGAACCAAACAGGAACGGAAUCUUAUGAAACCACUUUAUGACAGAUACAGAAUGAUCAAGAAGUUUCUAUGUGAGGCGUCUUCAAUUGCUACCAUUGAAGAAGAGGGAUCUGAUGAAGAGAAUAUGCAGCAGAACCUAUUACCACCUUCCAGAAUAAUAUCCCAGAAUUCCUCCGAGUCUUUGUGUGUCUAUGAGGAAGACAAUGAGCCUGCCUUUGUAUCCCCUUUAGAUGAGAUGAAAGCUGUCAGGCAGACUGCUGUUACCAUAUCCAAUUUACACGAGGCCUCCAUGUCUGAGUUGCUGGAGCACCUUCGAGAAACCAGAGCUGAAAAGAAGAGACUUAGAAAAGCUUUGAGAAAUUUUGAAGACCGUUUUUUAAGACAAAUGGGGAGGACUGCACAGAAAGAGGACCGAAUUCCCAUAGCUGAAGAAUACUGGGAGCUCAAACAAGUGAAAGCAAAACUUAGAUUACUGGAAGUUCUCGUCAACAAAAGGGGAGCUGCACAGACUAUAAAAAUGCAAAACAGUUUUGACAGGCAAGCCCACCGAAAGGCAGUGGAGCCGUGACCAGAAGAUGCGAAACGUCAAGGGUUUUCUUAGGAUCUUGCUUUUUUUUUUUUUUUUUUUUGUUCUAACCUUGGCUUGAGGCAGCAAGACGGUGACUGUUUUAAUAGCCUAUUGCAUUUCUUCACUUUUUUCCUGGUUCAAAUGAAAAUUAUUCCAUUACUCCAGCUUCACAAGACUGGGUCUAACACUGCUGAAUAGAGUAGAAACCAGAAUCUCCACAGCAGAAAGUGGAGUUGCUGUGACGGAAUAAAAUCACUACACUACAGCAAGUCAGAAAAGGUGUAGUCUCUACAAAUGUACUAUUACACUUUAUUGAAACAAUGUAAAAACAGUAGAAGGUAUUGCACCAGGCACUUAAGAUACAGAAACAUAUUAGGAAGAUCUCCCUUAAAACAGAAGAAUUUUCUACAUAGGGCACUGUAUGAUACUGUAAAAAUUCAAGACAGUGUAAUAAGAAAUAAAACUAACCCUUGCAAUUUGUUUUUUUUUUAAAUAAAAAAUGGAAAAACCUAGAGCUUGCACUCAAAGGCAAAGCACAAAAUGUGUGGAAAUGAUAACUGAAUAGUCUCCAUAGCAACAAACCACAGGUCUAAUGUAUCUGCCAUUUUAGAAGCACUUUCCAGUUACAGAUUUGUAUUGUGGCUAAUUUUAGUAUCGUCAGAAUACUACCCUGUUCCAGAAGGCAACACAUAUGGUCUACUGUUUUGUGUGGCAGCAUGGUGUGUGUAUAAUACUAAUUUGAAACAGGAGGUAUCAUGUACCAUUUGUCUCUAGAAAGUGGUAGAGAUUCAGUUCUUCUGCAGUUUUAACAAACAGUGCUUGUUCCUUUAUUAAAAUUCUCUUUUUUUUUUUUUUUAAAAAAGGGUAUUUUGUUUAAUAUUUAUUGAAAUCUAAUCUAUACAACAUCUAAUACUCAUUUUCCAAUUUUGUAUGUCACAUCUUGAAUAAUAGGUGAACACCACAAAAUGUGGGCAAAUACUUGCUUUUAAAAAUGCAGCAUAACAAGGAAACUUAUAGCUGUUUUUUGAUUGCCAUUCUUCCAUUGUAUAACACUUCAUCUUCCAAAACCAAAUGUUUGUCUUAUUACAAAAUAAACAAAACAGAAAAGCAGUUUUUUUUUGUUACUUUUACAAUAAAAACGCAAUAAUGUAGGCCUAUCUAUUGCGGACAGGGCAUUUCACAGGUAUUUGAACAAUUACCUUACAUAAGUAAACCAGAUGGCAGGAAUAUGGAAUAUGUUAUUGAUACCACCUCUUUCUGCAGUAAAAGUUUAUGCAGCUAGGCUCUGUACAUUAAUAGGGAAGAAACUGUAUUUGAGUGUGUUAUGAACAGGACUCUCAUUGCAAGUCACACACGAAAUAGCAGUCAGUUAUUUAUUACCAAAUGUAUCAACAAAUAUAUUCUGGACAUGUUUUGUUCAUGUAAAUGUAGCACUUUCUAUGGAAGUUAUCUGCCAACAUGAGCUUUCUAGUCUGUAAUCUAAAAGUAGGCUAUAUACUUAGACAUAUUGGAGCAAUUCAUCCAUAACAAGAUUUACGAUUCUCCACUCUACACAAAUGCAAUUUGUAAAGGACUGCCACAACUACACUGAUAAGUAGUAUUUAAAAAAAAAUAAAAAAAAAUAAAAAAUCUGAGCACCAGAUUUGAUCAUCAUAUCUCAGGGAUCAAGGGUAAGUUACCUACCUUAUGGGCUAAUACCACUGGUCAGAAAUCAAGAUAGUGUAUCGUUUUCUGCACAACCCAUACUGUAUGCAUGACACGAAAUAUACUGCAUUGGGAUUCUAAAGUAAAAACAUUAUUCAGCAUAGAAUGGCAACUCAGUAAAGGCAUACAGUACAAUAACUCGUCUUUAUCAUUCAUUAGUUGAAAUGCAGAGUUUGGUUGCCAGUUUUAACUAUUGCAUACCUACAGUAAGGUUAGAAGAAACUCAAUCCACGAAGUGGAGAGCUUUCAGAUUCUGGUAUAUGCUCAGACAAUGCUGUACUGUAUCUCAAGAACAACAAUGAAAUGCCUUGCAUAAUACUCCUUAAUGCUGGCAUUAAUGCCACUCAGCCUGAGGA